AUGUCUCCUCCCGAAAACGACCAAGGCCCCAUACCAGUCAUCGACAUCUCCAGGCCAUCCGAGACAGUCGCUCAGCAGGUACUGGACGCAGCUUCUACCCAUGGCUUUCUCUACAUCAAGAAUGACGGUGUGACCAUUCCACCACAAGACAUCGAUGACAUGUUCAAGGUGUCCAAAGGGUUUUUCGCCGCCCCCAAGGAGCACAAAUCGGAAUUCGCAAUCCACUCGGAAAGGGCUGGUGGCAUAAAUCGGGGUUGGGUUCAGAUGCAAGGCGAAUCACUAGAUCCCCAAGGCCAAAAGCAAGGCGACCCAAAGGAAGCUUUCAACAUCGGACCUCCCAACCCAACCCUUCAACCCCUACCUUCACCACUCCGAGAAUCGUCUGAAUUGAUAUCACGUUUCCAAUCAUCAUGCCAUGCCCUCUGCACGAACAUACUCUCCCUCCUCAACACAGCCCUACAAAUCCCCGAUCCCCAUUACUUCAGCACCCGCCACGACCAAUCCCUUGGCCCGUCCGGCACCAUCUUCCGCAUGCUAUACUACCCGCCAACCUUAUCCCAGGGAAAAGAGUCCAAGCAAGGCGAAACUAGUAUUCGUGCAGGUGCACAUUCAGACUAUGGAAGUCUCACUCUUCUCUUCCGACUCCCGGGCCAACCCGGUCUUGAACUGUCUACGCCUUCAGGUUGGAGAGCCGUGCCUGUGGAUCCAUCCCCAUCGACUAACCAAUAUCCUCCUAUCUUGGUAAACAUAGGUGACUUGCUGUGUUACUGGACAAAUGGGAUGUUGAAAUCUACUGUCCAUCGUGUUACAUUCGAGGGUGGACAAGAGAGGUACAGUAUGGCGUAUUUCUGUCAUCCGCUGGACGAGGCGAGGUUGGAUGCUGUGCCUAGUCCAGCAAUUGAGCGAUUUGGCAACAGCGGGGAGGAAGAACUGAGGAGUCAGAGAAAGAGGCUGGGACUAAGAGAGGAUGGGUUGGGUGAAGAGAUCAUAACAGCCAAGGGACACUUGGAAAGAAGGUUGAAGGUGACGUAUGGGAUAUGA
Alternaria burnsii is the source of this 1041-nucleotide messenger RNA. RefSeq names its product clavaminate synthase-like protein. Gene Ontology annotation, molecular function: dioxygenase activity. The record is from RefSeq and is a predicted model, not a curated record. The transcript has 3 exons. Bases 1 to 1041 code for a protein of 346 amino acids. NCBI's taxonomy places the organism in Eukaryota, Fungi, Ascomycota, Dothideomycetes, Pleosporales, Pleosporaceae.